CGUUGCCCUGCUGGAUUUACUGAGGAUCUCUCUCUCUCUCUCUCCUCCCCCCUUCCUUCUCUCUCUGUCUCCCCCCUCUUCUUUCCUCUAACCUUCUCUUCGCCCCCCACCCCCUUCCACCACAUCCACGCUUCCCUCCCUCCCUCCCUCCCUCUCUCUCUCACUUUCCUCUGCCUGCAUCUCUGAGCAAAGGGGAACUCCAACCACCUCAGGACUUUGGGGGCGCCUGCACUGUCCAUGGGAACAGCAUGCAUUGUGGGUUGCUGGAGGAACCUGACAUGGAUUCCACAGAGAGUUGGAUUGAAAGAUGUCUCAGUGAAAGCGAAAACAAACGUUAUUCCAGUCACACGUCUCUGGGGAAUGUUUCUAAUGAUGAAAAACAUAAGAACAGCCCUGCUGGAUCAGGCCCAGGAAAGACAGGAAACAGAGGCUAGGAAAGACAGGAAAGAUCAGGCCCAGGAAAGACAGGAAACAGAGGAUGAGGAAAAAGAGAACAACAGAGCAUCCAAACCACAUUCUACUCCAGCUACUCUGCAAUGGCUGGAGGAGAACUAUGAGAUUGCAGAAGGAGUCUGCAUUCCACGAAGUGCCCUCUACAUGCACUAUUUGGACUUCUGUGAGAAGAAUGACACACAGCCCGUUAAUGCUGCCAGCUUUGGAAAGAUAAUAAGGCAACAGUUUCCACAGUUAACGACAAGAAGACUUGGAACCAGAGGCCAGUCAAAGUACCAUUACUAUGGCAUUGCAGUUAAAGAAAGCUCCCAGUAUUAUGACGUGAUGUAUUCUAAGAAAGGAGCAGCCUGGGUCAAUGAAACAGGAAAAAAAGAAGUAACCAAACAAACAGUGGCGUAUUCACCACGGUCCAAACUGGGGACACUGCUGCCAGAGUUUCCAAAUGUCAAAGAUCUAAAUCUGCCAGCCAGCUUGCCAGAGGAGAAGGUUGCUACAUUUAUUAUGAUGUACAGAACACACUGUCAGAGGAUACUUGACACUGUAAUAAGAGCCAACUUUGAUGAGGUUCAAAGUUUUCUUCUGCACUUUUGGCAAGGAAUGCCACCUCACAUGCUUCCUGUACUGGGUUCUUCAACAGUAGUAAAUAUAGUUGGAGUCUGUGAUUCUAUAUUGUAUAAAGCUAUUUCUGGGGUCUUGAUGCCAACAGUAUUGCAGGCAUUACCUGACAGUUUGACACAGGUUAUCCGCAAAUUUGCCAAACAACUGGAUGAGUGGCUAAAAGUAGCUCUCCACGACUUGCCAGAGAAUCUACGUAAUAUCAAGUUUGAGCUUUCUAGAAGGUUUUCACAAAUUCUUCGGAGGCAGACAUCCUUAAAUCAUCUUUGCCAGGCAUCAAGAACUGUGAUCCACAGUGCAGACAUUACGUUCCAAAUGCUGGAAGACUGGAGGAAUGUGGACCUUAACAGCAUUACCAAACAGACGCUAUACACUAUGGAAGACUCACGGGAAGAACACAGAAAACUCAUCAUACAGUUAUAUCAGGAGUUUGACCACCUUCUAGAAGAGCAAUCGCCAAUUGAAUCAUAUGUGGAAUGGCUGGAUUCCAUGGUGGACAGAUGCGUUGUGAAGGUAGCUGCUAAGAGACAAGGCUCUUUGAAGAAAGUAGCUCAGCAGUUUCUCUUGAUGUGGUCCUGUUUUGGAACACGAGUUAUUCGGGAUAUGACUUUGCACAGCGCCCCCAGCUUUGGAUCAUUUCACCUUAUUCACCUGAUGUUUGAUGACUACGUAUUGUACCUGUUAGAAUCGCUCCAUUGUCAGGAGAGAGCCAAUGAGCUGAUGAGGGCAAUGAAAGGAGAAGGAGGAACAGAAGUACGAGAAGAGAUCAUAUUGACAGAACCUGUUCCUCCAACUCCUUCCCCAGUGCCUUUCUCUCCAGCUAAAUCCGCCACCUCCGUGGAUGUGCCAUCUGCAACCUCGCCUGUAAGCAAUCAGUCUCCAGAGUAUGUUGGCAUAGCAACUACAACAGGGGCCAUGCAAUCCUAUACAUGGUCUCUCACCUACACUGUGACAACAGCUGCUGGGUCACCUGCUGAAAACUCUCAACAGCUGCCUUGUAUGAGAAGCCCUCAUGUGCCUCCUUCAUCAGUCACACACAGGAUACCUGUUUAUCCCCACAGAGAAGAACAUGGGUACACAGGCAGCUACAAUUACAGUAGCUAUGGAAACCAGCAUCCCCACCCAAUUCAGAGUCAGUAUCCAUCUCUACCACACGACACAACGAUUUCUGCACCACUUCAUUAUUCAGCUUAUCACAGAAGCUCUUCACAGUACCCCUUCAAUAGCCCAUCAUCCCGGAUGGAGCCCUGCUUGAUGAGCAGCACCCCAAGACUGCAUCCAACUCCAGUAACUCCUCGCUGGCCAGAGGUACCCUCGGCGAAUGCUUGCUACACAAGUCCACCCAUGCACUCCACAAGAUAUGGAAAUUCCAGUGACAUGUACACACCAUUGACCACGAGGAGAAAUUCUGAAUAUGAGCACAUGCAACACUUUCCUGGCUUUGCCUACAUCAAUGGGGAAGCCACUACAGGAUGGGCAAAAUGAAAAUGACUGGUAAUAGGAUCAACCCUGUAUAUUUAAUAAAAGACAGAAAAAAACUUUUAUGCCUGGCUAGUAGAUUAAUGGAACUUUUACAUGGGCAUUUUAAAUGGCCACGAAGAUGGAAAAGAUCCUGAGGCAUUGAUAAAGAUCCAUGAGGCAUACCAUAGACCAGUAUGAUGGUUCCUUCAACCAAGCAAGAUUUUGCUGCUGCUGUAAAGCAUCAAGUAGGCCAAGGUGUGCCUUUUUAUUUUGUGUCUUUUCCGGACGUCCUGAAAUUGGCCUAAGUUAGUUGCUAUCUCACUAACUAUGGAAAUUUUUUUCCAUCUAAAUGGAUUUGCAAUGAGUGUGUAGUGAUUUGCCUGCAUUGCAGGGCCUGGGCUCUUCAAAGACUCACAGAGGUGUAAGAGGCUUGAAAAUUAUUCAGUUCGGCUCACUCUCAUCAGGUAAAAUCUUCCACUCUUUAACCCACAUUCAAAGCAAACUGUCCUAAAGUUCACUCUCACCUUCCAGUGCAGAGUCCCAGUGCAGUUGGAGCUGAUUGCAGCUCCAAUACAAAAGUGCAUUUUUUUUAAAAGUCAUUGUUAGCCCUUGGAAACAUGAAGAUAGCCCUGGAAAUGUGUGGAAAAUGAUAAUGAAAUCUCAGCAGUAGAAGAGGAUUUCCUGGGGCCAGAGAACAGGGCUACAGUGCCUUGCAUAGCAUUUUGCCUUUCCCUGUAACUAGCAGCUGGUAUAGUUUAGUUGCUCAAAGUGAGAAGCCCUUGGUUAAAAUCCCACUUUAGCUAUCAACUCACUCAGGAGCGGAGUAAGAUGUUGUUAUGGCAGUACAUCUAUGUGUUAGAACGUAUAGGUUUCCCAUAAAAUAUGGAUGGGUAAGUGCUAACGCUUCCUCUCAUCCGUAUGUUCACCCCAGCGGAACAGCCACCAUUGGAAAGGGGGGGGCACUAUCCCUGGACCACUGGGGUCACCACAGUGCCCCUUGCCCCUCCCCCUGUCUCUUGCCCCUCCCCCUGGGCACCCCCUUGUCUUUCCUCCACACCCAGCUGGCCAAUGAAGCACUCGCUAGCUGGGAGUGCAAGGUGCGGCCCCUCACCUCAAGGGUGGCUCCGGGGGGGGGCAGGUACCCCUCAGAUGUGAGCUUUAUUCCCCCCCCCUUUCUGCUUCAGAAAUCUAAUGUUUGGGACACAGCUCACCCCCACCCAUCAAUGCACUUUGCCCCUUCUGUGCCCCCCACCCCCAGUUUCUUUUUUUGUGUUGCCACCACUGCCUCACCUGCUCCUUCCCAGCUGGCAAACCAAGAGGCAGCUGAGUGCUUGCUUUCUCUUCCCUCACUCAGAGCCAAGGCGAGAAAGCAGGCAGCCAGCCAGCCAGCCGGGAAGGAGGGGGAGGGGGCUGUGCAGCCCCUUCUGGGUGCUAGCCACACCCCCUGCAGCUGACAGGGUGUGAAUGGCACAUGCGGCGCUGGGAAAGGGAUGGCUGGGGGCCGGGGCCUCUGGCGAGCAGCUCCUUAUGCCCCAGUUCUUCCCCAAGGAACUGGGCGGUGGGAACACUGCCCCCAGCAGUGUUUCUUCCAUUGAGGCUUCCAGACUGGAUCUAACCUCCGUCAGGCGACAAACAGCUGGUAAGAAGCUGCUGGCGGAGGCACAGGUGAAAGGAGGAUUGAGCACCCACCUAUGGUGUGCUUUCAGUCUGUCUCCUGGUUUUAUAGCUAGUUGACACAAUCCACUUUCUGGCCUACAGGUGUUGUCAUGAAGUGAUGUGAGGCAAGCCACUAUCUCUCAGCCUAGCCCUGCCCCCAUCUGUCACAUAGCAAUAAUAAUACUGGCCUACAUUUCCGUGGUGUGUAAGGCUACAUGAUAAUGUAAGUAAAGCUCUUGAACACUCAAAGAGUGCUAUAAGAAUGUGAAGUAUUAUUCAUUUUCAGAAUCAUGCAAAUUCAGUGAUAUGCAAAUGUACUUAAUUUGCAUAAGGCAUCUAGAUUGCCAAAUUCACCCUUUCUUGGCACAGAAAUUUUGAUUAUUUUCCAGUGCAGAACCCACCCAGCCCUGAUUAUAGCACACACCAAGCAGAGAAGGAUGCACUACAUCCAUGUUCAAAGAAUGAAACCACCCCAAUACAGCCAAGCUGUACACUGUAGAAAGAAGGGCGGGGGGCAGGGGGAGCAAUCCAUGCCCUGCACUGCUAACCAAUGUGACUUAAUCCGAUCAAAUACCUGCUCAAAGCAGCUCUCUGAGUAGUGAGUACUCUAUUUCAAUAUACCCUUUGUCAGUCUUUUGAUUUGGCUAUGUACUAUGCUGGUCUUAGUGCAUGGUUUUAUCUCCUUUUUGAGGAAUUAAUACAGUCUUUAAGGAAACGUGUUAGGGGUGAAAUCUAAUCCAUAUUUUUACCUAAAGGUAUAUGGAGCAAAGUUCUUGCUUCAUUCUUUAAGUAACACUGUAGUUCCUCAAAGAUGGUUGGGUUAUUGGAUGUUCUCAUCAUUUCCUCUUUGAGGCUUCUUAAAAUGGCAUGUGAUCAUGUUUUUCCACUUUACAUGUAAUUUUGUACUGCAAUGCACCUUUCUUUUGAUCAAAUAAGUGUUACCUUUACAAGAAGACAUGUAGCAUUGAAUGAUACACUGCCUUACGUUGGCUGUGUUUCAUACUAUGUUAUUUGUAUUUGUACAACUGUAUGGUUAUUAAAGGUGAUGGGUCCGUAAUGACAAGGGAAGCAAUCCUGCUGGUCCACCCGUAUACAGCAUAACGUGUAUGUGUGAGUGUGCGCGUGCGUGUGUAUGUACCAUGUGAGUUCCAAUGCAAAAAAAAAUUCUCUUGUCACUUAUAGAUUGGUAUGAAAACUGCUCUUCUGGUUCCUUUUGCCAGAAUAAUUCUAUACAUUUAUACAACAUUCAAAGCUGUGCCUUUGGACCUAUUCUGUGUUAAGUGUGUGUGGGAGCAAAAAAAAAACAAACUAUUGUAUUUGGGAGACAUUUUCAUUGGUCUUUUUUGGUCAUAUUCAUAGUUCUUUGUGAAUUUUUUUGUAGAAAACUAUUAACAUAGGGUUGGUUUGUUCUUUUGCUUCUGUAUUAUAAAAAGCAACAAGCAAUUAUAAUGGACUUAUUACCCUAUGGGUAAGAAAUAAUUACAUGGAAAUAUGACAUCAGGCAUUUUAAUAAUUGUUUUGUAAAUAAAAUAUUUGAUAGCACUCAA
Messenger RNA from Hemicordylus capensis (graceful crag lizard), 5732 nucleotides. RefSeq names its product regulatory factor X4 (gene RFX4). The transcript has 19 exons. Gene Ontology annotation, molecular function: RNA polymerase II cis-regulatory region sequence-specific DNA binding; DNA-binding transcription factor activity, RNA polymerase II-specific. The record is from RefSeq and is a predicted model, not a curated record. Gene Ontology annotation, biological process: regulation of transcription by RNA polymerase II. The coding region runs from base 238 to 2553 and encodes 771 amino acids. Lineage: Eukaryota; Metazoa; Chordata; Lepidosauria; Squamata; Cordylidae.